AUAGAUCAUAAAUAGGGUGGAAUCUGUCAAGUGAAUAAUUUCGCUGUAUUUCUAGAGAUUAGUCAUCGUAGGUCAGUUGAGAUAAUAAAACAAUUUUCGCUUCAGUGUACAAGUAUUCUAUAUAUUGUGAAAGUCGUUAGAAAAUCAGUGAUCAUGUUUUCGAGCGGCCCAAACUACACUAAAUUAAAAACGAACUUGAGAUUGGCGAUAAAUAGGUUAAAGCUAUUGGAAAAGAAAAAAACAGAGUUGGCUCAGAAAGCCAGAAAAGAAAUCGCCGAUUACCUUGCUGCUGGUAAGACCGAGAGGGCGAAAAUAAGGGUCGAACACAUUAUCCGAGAAGAUUAUAUGGUCGAGGCUAUGGAAUUACUCGAAAUGUACUGCGAUCUACUCCUUGCACGCUUUGGUCUGAUCCAGCAAAUGAAAAAUUUGGAUGAAGGAUUGGCGGAGUCAAUAUCAACAAUUCUUUGGGCUGCACCUCGUAUCCAGACAGAUGUCCAAGAAAUGAAAGUGAUUGCUGAUAUUUUGACAUCAAAAUACGGACGCCAGUACACAGAAGCAUGCCGAGAGGAAGCUGUGCAGUCGAUAUCUGAAAAAUUGAAGCACAAAUUAGGUGUGCAGUCCCCCUCCAAGUUGUUGGUAGAAAAAUAUCUAGUUGAAAUUGCCAACAAUUAUAAUGUUACCUAUGAGCCUGACCCUCAAGUCAUGGCAGAGGGACAAGAUGCUCUUCUUAUCGACAUAGGAGCUAAUGCGGGUGAAUUACCCAACAACUUGGACAUAGCUAGUGGCGGCUAUAACCAACCACAACCUCUCGGCUUCGUCGGAUUUCCACAACCACCUAUUCUGCCUGAUUCAGAAAAUUCCAAUAGCCAAAUGUUAAACGAAAAAGGUCAUCUACCCACAGGAUUUGUGACACCCGGUGUACCACCUUCUGAGAAACAGCCGAACGACAUGUUUAAUCCAGCAGCCUUUUCGUACAAUAUUCCAUUAGAUAACAGCAAUGAAAACAGGCCAGGUAACGACGAUCUUCCGCCUCCGUACGGCUCUUUCCCACCAGAUUUAAAUAAACAGUCUAAUCAAAAGCCGAAACCUCAGCCACGAUCCAAAAUGAACGAUUUCAACCUACCAGAUCUGCCAGCUGUACCAACGGACAAUGAGCAACCUCCGGGUGCGGCUAGUGACGACAUAGACUUUGACGAUUUAACAAAGAGAUUUGAGGAAUUAAAGAAGAGGAAGUAAUCAGAUAACAAAUGUCAAUGGAGGUAAUGAGUAAACUAAUUAUCAGGAUCUAGUGAAAAAGUUCUUUAAAAAAACUAACAAUUAUAUCAGAAGAAAAAUUUAUCGUCAUAAACAUAUUGUUUCAAACACUGCUGCGCUUAUGAACGACUAAAAUUUUGCUAUCAAUUUCCACUUCUUUUUUUACAUACUAUCCAAAGAAUGCUGCAUAAAGUUCUUCGAUUCUGCCGAUGAUGUGGUACAUAUUUCUAUUUCAAUGCAGCCUUUCGGAAACUGAUCCACAUUUCUCUACUAGUAAAAUAAAUAUAAAAAGAAGUGGGUGAUUGGUUCUCGUUUUUUUGAGGUACGCAAUUUCUGCAUCUACAGUGGCUUAAUUAUACUUCGUCGAGUAAUCCUACAUAUCGUAUUGACUCAACCUAACUCAAAGUAAUUGAAAUUGAUUGGGCUUGUUGGAUCUAUCUGUUACAAUAGUUUUAACGAUUUGGGAAGUACUCAAAAGAUAUUCCAGCAAUCUUUUUAUAUAAUUAUAACGUGCUAUGAAUGAAUAAAUAUGAAAAUUCAUUAACGUUGUCAGUUUCGUUUGAGGCCUGUAUAAAAAUAUUGUAUAUUGUAUGUUAUGCUGAAAAUUAUAUUUUUCAAAUUAAAGUUUAGUUAUAAUAAAACGCAAUAAAUAUGUUGCAUUUUUCAUGUAAAUAAAACAAAUAUUCGUGCCGAUGUAAUAUAUUGCGAAAAGUUUGAUGAAUAGAGAGCAAAAAAAUCUCAUGUU
Athalia rosae (coleseed sawfly) is the source of this 1999-nucleotide messenger RNA. RefSeq names its product IST1 homolog (gene Ist1). The transcript is spliced from 5 exons. Bases 154 to 1236 code for a protein of 360 amino acids. Lineage: Eukaryota; Metazoa; Arthropoda; Insecta; Hymenoptera; Athaliidae. The record is from RefSeq and is a predicted model, not a curated record. Gene Ontology annotation, biological process: protein transport.